Molecule: messenger RNA, 2747 nt
Organism: Arachis duranensis
Lineage: Eukaryota; Viridiplantae; Streptophyta; Magnoliopsida; Fabales; Fabaceae
Exons: 3
Coding region: 1-2691 (896 amino acids)
Biological process (GO): transcription by RNA polymerase I
Cellular component (GO): fibrillar center
Molecular function (GO): RNA polymerase I core promoter sequence-specific DNA binding
Source: RefSeq, a predicted model, not a curated record
AUGAUAGUUUCAACGUGUUCCAUGCUUCUUUUGCACUUUUGGUAUUUGCUAUUUUGUCAAACACUGUAUAAUCUACACCUUGAUGAAUUUGAGAUAGUGCCAAUUGAUCUCUCCUCUGUUGGACAGCAUCUGUUCCUUCUUGUAAACCCGGUUCAAUGGAAUUCUACAGCUAUGCCAGAACUCUCUCACACUUCACAAAUUCUCAAACACCAGGCGCUAGAUCAACCAGCUCUGAUACCAAAUGCCCUCUCAAAUUCAACCCUAACCGUAACUCCCUCACUCCUCUCUUCUCUUCUUCUCUCUUCCCCUCUCUCCACCUCCCACCUCCUCGCUUAUCCAGAUCGCAAAAACGCCGUCGUUUUCUUCCCCACUGGCCUCAACGAUGACAAAAUCGGGUUUUUCAUGCUCUCCGUCACAAACUCCAAGUUGCAAGUCCACCUUGACGGAAACGAUGACGUUUUCCGUGCCGAGUUGGGAUCCUCCUCUGCUCACCGUAUACUCAUAAUUUCGGUGAAUCCUGUUCUUGAACCUCCUCCCUAUUUGGGUAAUGAUUCUUCUUCUCCUGUUAUUGGGUAUUUGUUGGCUUGUACUCUUUAUUCUGUGCAUUGGUUCAUUGUGAAGCAUAGCUCUACUUUCAAUAGGCCUGUUGUGUUACAUGCCGGCGGUAAAGUUUUCAAGACAUGUUCUGUUGUUCAUGCUUGUUGGAGCCCUCAUAUAUUGGAACAGAGUGUGGUGUUGUUAGGAAGUGGUCAAUUGUUCUUGUUUGAUUUGGAGUCUUAUUGUCAUGGUUCAAGUACUGCUUUCAGGGGGACUAGGUUGAAAGUUUCGUGGAAUGAUUCGGGUUAUUGUAGUGAUAGUGUGUGGGUGAGCUGUGAAUUUAGCUGGCAUCCUCGGAUUUUGGUGGUUGCUCGUUCUGAUGCCGUUUUCUUAGUUGAUUUGAGAUCCAAGGAAUGUAAUGUGAGUUGCCUAAUGAAGAUUGAUAUGUUGCGUAUGUAUGCUCUAAGCGAAAACGAGCAGUUUCUUGCCUUGUCAAAGGCAGGUCCUAACCAUUUCUUCUGUGCAGUGGCUUCUAGCAGUCUUUUACUUCUCAUUGAUGCGAGGAAGCCUAUGAUGUCUGUGUUACAAUGGAUGCAUAAUAUUGAUGACCCUUGCUACAUAACUGUGCUAAGCUUGUCUACCUUGAGGUCCCACUCAAGGGAAGAUACUUUCAAGUUGGCUUCUGAGUAUGGAUAUUGCAUUAUACUGGGAUCAUUUUGGAAUUGUGACUUUAGUCUCUUCUGCUAUGGACCUGAAUUGCCAUUCCAAAAAGGAUAUCUUGCUUCGAAACUUUCAAAGAUUAACAAAUCCUUCUGUGCUUGGGAGCUUCCGUCUGAGAUCGAUUUAUCUGGCUGCAAGUGUCAUUGUGGAGAUUGUCUCUUAAGGGAAGAGCUGUCAAAGGAUGCUCUUCCUGAAUGGAUUGAUUGCCAGCUGAAGAAAGAGAUUGUCUUGGGUUUUGGAAUUUUAAGCAAUGACCUGGCUGCCUUACUUUGUGAACCAGAUGAAAAUGGUGGAUUUACACUGAUAAGGCUAUUGUCAUCAGGAAAGUUUGAAUUGCAAAGAUAUCAUUCUUCUCCGGUUCCAGCUAGGAACUUAGAUUACUGCCAGAAACAAGAAUUAUAUUUGGACAAACACUUGCAUCCCUUAAGCGAGGAGGAAUACAAAUUUCCAAAAAGAUUUCAUUACCUAAAAUUGGCCUACUUUCAGGCAUAUGUAAGCGAUAGUCUUACUAAAUCACUACAUAGGAAACUAGAAAAGAUUCAUAUGCAAACUCGAUGGAAGGAAUCUUCUGCUACUGAAGUGCAUGAGUUUUUAUGCGAGAAAUUAAAUGCCUAUGGGUUUGGUCGGUUAAGAUUGUCUGCUGCAAUUAUUGCUGUCUUUAAAGAUAUAAAAUUACCCACAAGCGUUCAUGAAGUUGCUUUGAAGAGACUUUGGGCUGACUUGCCGAUGGAGAUAUUGCAAUUGGCAUUUUUGAAUUAUUCUGAAUGUCCGCAACUUGUAAACAAGCAUAAGAUAGCGCUAGAUUUUUUAGCUUUACCUGACCUUCCUCAGUUGCCUCCAUUCUUCUUACGGAAAUCUUCAUGCCACAGCAACGAUGACAUUGUGGGUCCAGUUAGGCCAUUUCCUUUUCUACUUGUGCUAAAUGAAUUUUACAAUGGUUGCUCAAGUUUGGAAGAUGAUGAGUUUUCAGUAGAAGCGGAGCUUGGACUUAAGUACAAUGAAGUAAUGAAGGUGGCAAGUGACAUCACUGUUUCAACACAUGGCUCUAUGGACCUCAAUGAUGAUGCAGUAUCUCUUUCUCAUGAUCAAGAGGAAGCUUGGGAUGGUUCCUUGAAACGAAAAUCUUUUUUGUCAUAUCGGCCAAUUGCAUUCAAUUGCUCCACUAAAGAUUUUGUUACGGAGAACUCUGUUUAUAGUGAUGGAAUUUAUGAUACAUUUAUGUUCCAUGUCCGGAAGCCUGGGGAGCAGACAAAACUUCAUGAAGGCGAGGUAUUUGAUGAUCAUUGCCCUGUUGAGUUGAGGCUUAAUGCUUCAUUGGAAAACUCGGAACCUCAAGGUUUAGAGGCAUGUAAUCUACUAAAGAAACAUAUGUCAAAAUGGGAACAACAUUUUGAUUUGUAUAAGGAGUUUUGUAUUAAUCUAGAUUUGAAGUGAUAGCUAAUAGGUGGUCCUUCAUUUUUUAAUACAAACACUAUUUUAUUUUUAAUUAA